ACAGGUUUAAAUUCUAGACUUAGGUGUUGUCCUCCUUGCCGUUGGCAUUUGGGGCAAGGUGAGCCUGGAGGAUUAUUUUUUCCUUUUAAAUGAGAAGGUCACCAAUGUCCCUUUUGUGCUCAUUGGCACGGGCACUAUCAUUUUUCUUUUGGGCACCUUUGGUUGUUUUGCUACCUGCCGAGCUUCUGCAUGGAUGCUAAAACUGUAUGCAGUGUUUCUGACUCUCAUUUUUUUGGUCCAGCUGGUCUCUGCAAUUUUAGGAUUUGUUUUCAUAAAUGAGACUAAGGACAGCUUUAAGAAUAAUUAUGAGAAUGCUUUGAAGCAAUAUAACUCUAUGGGAGAUUAUAGAAGCAAUGCAGUAGACAAGAUCCAAAAUACGUUGCACUGUUGUGGUAUCACCGAUUAUAGAGAUUGGACAGAUACUGAUUAUUACUCAGAAAACGGAUUUCCCGAGAGUUGCUGUAAACUUCAAGAUUGUUCUCCACAGAGAGAUGCAGAUAAAGUAAACGAUGAAGGUUGUGUUGAAAAGGUGAUGACCGUUAUAGAGUCAAAAGUAGGAAUUGUUGCAGGAAUUUCCUUCGUAAUUGCUUUCUGCCAGCUGUUUGGAAUCUAUGAAGCCUACUGCCUCUCUCUCGCCAUAACUAAUAACCCGUAUGACAUAGUGUAACCAGCGUAUCUGAAGGUUUGCUCCUCUCCAGUUUUAAGGACACUUAGGUUCCCCCCAUGAACUACAAGAUUGCCUGGAUGGAAGACUGACACACUACUUACCAAUAGGCUGAAAAACUACACCAAUAGCUUGAUUCAGUUGAGAUACUUGUUCAGUAUGUUCUAAGUCCACCUUCUGUCUCAUUCAACUUAGAUCGUUGAGUCCCCGUAUCACUCUGAAACACUGGAAGACCUAGUAAAUUGUAAAUGAAGUAA
Lemur catta (Ring-tailed lemur) is the source of this 921-nucleotide messenger RNA. RefSeq names its product tetraspanin 6 (gene TSPAN6). Gene Ontology annotation, biological process: signal transduction; chemotaxis. Lineage: Eukaryota; Metazoa; Chordata; Mammalia; Primates; Lemuridae. Gene Ontology annotation, cellular component: membrane. The coding region runs from base 194 to 667 and encodes 157 amino acids. The transcript has a single exon. The record is from RefSeq and is a predicted model, not a curated record.